Rhincodon typus (whale shark) is the source of this 851-nucleotide messenger RNA. RefSeq names its product trafficking protein particle complex subunit 8-like. Gene Ontology annotation, cellular component: TRAPPIII protein complex; cytoplasmic vesicle; phagophore assembly site. The transcript has 6 exons. The record is from RefSeq and is a predicted model, not a curated record. NCBI's taxonomy places the organism in Eukaryota, Metazoa, Chordata, Chondrichthyes, Orectolobiformes, Rhincodontidae. Gene Ontology annotation, biological process: endoplasmic reticulum to Golgi vesicle-mediated transport; protein localization to phagophore assembly site. The annotation marks the transcript as partial.
AUCGCUCAGUUAAAGCUAGUGUUCCAUGGUACAAUAAUUGGAAAGACACUUUGAUGCAUCUGAGUUCGUCCAAGUUCCAUGCAGCUACCACUCCCUGGUUUGAGGCCUAUAGAGAAAGCUUCUUUCAAUCAAUGUCUCCAUCCGACCACGAGUUUCUACAUCACUAUUUGGCCUGCAUGCUUGUGGCCUCAUCGAGGGACUCUGACCCAGUGGACCAGUUUUUGAAAUUAUCACAAGAGCAACAUCGUAUUCAACAUAGCAGUGAUUACUCCUUCCCGAAGUGGUUCAUUCCAAAUACACUAAAAUAUUAUGUUUUAUUACAUGAUGUGAGUGAAGGGGAGGAACAAAGAGCGGAAUCUGUUUAUGAAGAAAUGAAACAGAGAUAUGGGUCACAGGGGUGCUAUUUGCUGAAAUUUAACUCACGGCUACCAUCAAGUGGAACAGAUGAGCAGAUCCCUGACCCUUGGAGUCACUAUUUGAAUCGAAAUAAUUUGCAAAACCAGGAAAUCUGUGAAGAUGGCUUCGUUCCGCUUGUCGACAAGAAUAAAGAAAACAGUACCAAUGCACUAGAGCUGGAUGGAUUGGACAGUUCAAUCAAUGAUCGAAUUCCAAACGACUUUAAAUCCCAUCUAUUUCAGGAGGAUGGUCUUGUGAAGUCAGGGGGACUUGAUGGUCCUAACCGACCAAAGCCUGAGAUGGUGAAUGAUUCAAUCAAACAAAACACCGCAACUGCUCAUGGACUCAGUUUAACACUGACUGAUCAUGAUCGAAUUAGACAGUUCAUUCAGGAGUUCACAUUUCGUGGAUUACUGCCACACAUUGAAAAGACUAUCCGGCAACUGAAUGAUCAG